CCGACAGAAUAGUCACCAACAGAUUUCCAAAACAUCUAAAAUAGUAUUAUAAUAGAUAACAUCAGAACGUAAUGGUGAGCUUGUUGCGCAACUGAUUCAUUCACUUUUAAAACAACUCAGAAGGUACCUUUAAUUUGAGUAUCGUAAAAAUUAUUCAAAAACUAGCUUAAAAAGAAAAAUGGGCGUACUGACGAAGAAACCCAAGGCCUUCGAGGUUCAAAUGAGUGACCCAAACAAGAUCGCGUACAGCGGCGGAGAUAAAGUGGCCGGGCGGGUGAUCGUGGAGGUGGCGGAGCUGCUGAAGGUCUCCGCCGUCAAACUGUUCGGAGUCGGAUGCGCUAAAGUCAAUUAUAAAAAGGGAAAACUGCACUGCAGCGAGGAGAUUGAGUACCUGAAAUAUGAAGAAAUUCUUCAUCUUGAUCAUCAUUCAACAACAGAUGAUGAAGGCUCCAUCACUCUCAGGCCUGGAAACAGAUACGAAUUCAUGUUUGGGUUCGAGCUUCCUCAGUCAGGGUGCUUAGUUUCAUCUUAUGAGGGGAAGUUUGGCUCAGUCCAGUACUACGUGAGGGCAGUCAUGGAGAAAUCAUCCCAGACGUUUGCAGAAUGCAAGCGAUAUUUCGAGGUGGUGGAACCCAUUGAUGUGAACACUCAAGAGCUCAUGGCUCCGGUUAAAGGAUCGAAACAGAAGAAAGUCACCUGCAUGUUUAUUCCCGAUGGCAGCGUUUCAAUAGUUGCUAGCAUAGGCCGCAAGGGUUACUGCGAAGGAGAAGACAUUUGCAUCGAUGCUCAGUUCGAGAACACCAGCUCUCGGAUUGUCAUUCCCAAAGCCGCCAUCAUAGCCAAGCACAUUUACCUGGCCAAUGGUCGCACCAAAGUGUUCGAAGAGAAACUCACUUCUGUUAGGGGAAACCACAUCAUCUCUGGCAUGGGUGAUAUUUGGCAGGGCAGAGUCCUCCGUGUGCCCAAGCUGAAGCCCACCAUCUUAGGCUGUGACAUUAUUCACGUCGACUACUCUCUAAGGAUCUACUUGCACAUCCCAGGAAGUGAAAAGCUGAUCCUAGAACUGCCCCUGGUCAUUGGGACGAUCCCCUACAAUGGCAUGAACAGUCGCACCAGCAGCAUGAGCAGCCAGGAGAGCGCCUCUAGUACCUGCGUGUCACUCCCGUCUUCUCCACCCAGCUACAGCAACAUCUCCAACCGCAUGGAUAGUUCGUUUAUUCCUCUGCUGGAUGAUUACGAUGAGGAUGACAGUCCAAUCUUCAUGCAGAUUCAUCAUCCUCUCCCCCCUCCUCCACUGUACACUGAGCAUAUCUGAGACUGCACUGGAAGUGGAGUUUUUUCAAUCGCUGCCUCAAAAUAUUCAACUCCAGAUGAAGAUCAAAUGGAGGAAGAUUCAGAUUUCGAAAAAAGGACCAUGCAUACUUGUGGACUAUCUAUCUUUGGUGAAGUCAUCUGAGGGCGAUUUAUUCAAUCACAGGACAUUUUUGCUGAUGUAAGAAUCCAUCUUUUGAAUUCUACAAUCUGUGUGUUUAAUUGUGAACCGUCCUCAGCAUCUGAGAGUUUGUGGAUUUAUCAUUUUGCCAUAUUGGCGCAAUAUUCAACCGGCUCUUUUUCCAAAUUGGAAUGUAUAGAGUGUAUGUUCAUUCAUAUCCAAGGGACUUAUAAUUUUGUGCUGUUUUGUGAGUGGAAACCAUAUUGCGUAUCAUAUUGAGUUGUUUGUUUGCUCACCUGCAUGGGUAUUUCUAAUUAAAUAUAGAAAUCAGAAUAUGCAUUUAUAUGAUUAUAUACAACAGACAUAUGUAGUCAGUUUGCUAUAGUCUGUAAUAGAGUAUCAUUGCCAGAUGUCUUGAAAAAUAUUUGUAUUAAUUUUUUUAUUUGAACAUCACAGUUCUACCGAUACAAUAAAACAUUCAAUUAUCAAA
Molecule: messenger RNA, 1922 nt
Organism: Danio rerio (zebrafish)
Lineage: Eukaryota; Metazoa; Chordata; Actinopteri; Cypriniformes; Danionidae
Gene: txnipb
Product: thioredoxin interacting protein b
Cellular component (GO): cytoplasm
Source: RefSeq, marked validated